CCGCGCCCUCCGCUCGCUCCCGCCUGGCUUUGUGUGCGGAGACUCGUGCGGCGGCGGCGGCGGAGAGGGAGAGGCGGAGCCCGGAGCCAUGGAGGAGCUGAGCGCGGUGGGCGAGCAGGUGUUCGCGGCCGAGUGUAUCCUGAGCAAGCGGCUCCGCAAGGUAAACCCCCCCCCGGCCCCAACCGGCCCGCCCGGACACCCCCCGGCCCCCCCACUCCUCCUCCCCGGCCCCAACCUACCCCGGACCGGCCCGGCCGGACACCCCCCUCCCCGGCCGAGUGUAUCCUGAGCAAGCGGCUCCGUAAGGUAACCCCGGUCCCCGGCCCGCCUGGACACCCCCCGGCCCCAACCUACCCCGACCCUGGCCGGUCACCCCCUCCACCCCCGGCCCCCCGUUACUCUCAGUGACCCUCUCUCUCUCUCUCUCUCUCUCUCUCUCUCUCUCUCCCGCAGGGCAGCGCCGAGUACCUGGUCAAAUGGAGAGGCUGGUCCUCCAAGUGAGUCCGGACUACCGAAUUACCGGACUACCGACCGAAUUAACCACCGAAUUACCGGACUACCGACCGAAUUAACCACCGAAUUACCGGACUACCUACCGACCGAAUUACCAACCGAUCGGACUACCGACCGAAUUAACCACCGAAUUACCGGAAGACCGACCGACCUCACACCCACCGCACAGCUCGUAUCCUGCACCCACUUACUUCCAGCUCAUCUUAUCUCAUCCUGUGCCCACCGAUCUACCUGUCCUCCUCCGUCUUACCACCACCUGUAUUACAGCCUGCCCCCCCUCUCCCUCCCAGCCUGCCCCUACCACAUCCUGCCAGCCUUCCCUCCUGCCAGCCUGCCCCAGCCUCCUGCCAGCCGCCCCCCUACAGCCUCCUGCCAGCCUGCCCCCCUACCUCCUGCCAGCUUGCCCCUACCAUCCUGCUUGCCCCCUACCACAUCCUGCCAGCUUGCCCCCCUCUCCCUGCCACCCUGCCCCCACACAUCUGCCAGCUUGCCCUCUCCUGCCAGCCUGCCCCUACCACAUUCUGCCAGCUUCCUCUCCCUACCAGCCUGCUCCACCGCCUCCUUCCUGCCUGCCCCACCGCCUCCUGCCUGCCCCCCGCCUCCUGCCAGCCUGCCCUACGCCUCCUGCCAGCCUGCCCCCCGCCUCCUGCCAGCCUGCCCCACGCCUCCUGCCUGCCCCCCCCGCCUCCUGCCAGCCUGCCCCCCCGCCUCCUGCCAGCCUGCCCCCCCACACGCCUCCUGCCAGCCUGCCCCCCGCCUCCUGCCAGCCUCCCUGCCCCUGCCCCGCCUCCUGCCAGCCUGCCCCCCCCGCCUCCUGCCAGCCUGCCCCCCCGCCUCCUGCCAGCCUGCCCCCCGCCUGCCUGCCAGCCUGCCCCACCGCCUCCUGCCAGCCUGCCCCCCCACCGCCUCCUGCCAGCCUGCCCCCCACCGCCUCCUGCCAGCCUACACUUUAAGUGUUCUUGCAUAGCAAGACCACUUAAUGUUAUCUCACAUAUAUAUUCUUAUUAUAGCCAAAUUUGCCACCCUAACUCCUCCCACAGUUUUUACACUACAUAGACAAAAAUUUGCCAAAACCUGCAGAUUGUUCCCGAUCGGAUUGCUAUUACUUUGUGGAACGUUUCGUCGAAUGGUUCACGGAAUAUAGUCGUUCUUGUGGCAAAAUUUGUCCCAUAGGAAUGAAUGGCAAAGCUAGAGUGGGAGCUGGCAAAAGCUGAAAAAUCAGGACAUGAUUUCUAAACUGCCACCACUCCCUUAUUUUCAGGCCCACCUACACAAAUCUUAUAUCAAAGCGUUCAGCUAUCCCUGCUGCCACUAAACAUGUCAACGGCUAAGCCAUAGUCCUGAUAGUUUUCACAAUAUAAUCAUUUGUUUGCAACUAACGCCGUCCAUUGACAUUCAUUGAAACUUCACUCUACAAAGCUCAAAUUUGAAGUGCAAUUUCUAAACUGCGACUGUGCCUUCAAUUUUAAUACUUCAGAGACAUACUAUGCAUCAAAAUGUAGGUCUGGGUCUUGUGAUUCUCACAAUAUAAAGCUCUUCGCUGUAGGAGUUAUAGUUUUUAAAAUACGACCGUUUGAAGAUGGCAACCGCCAAAAUACUCUGACCUGUGCCAGGCUGCGGCAGCAAGUGAUGUCAUAGACAGGGCCUUUUGAACACCUGCUAAUGUUUUUAUAAAUGUAUGGUUUAAUGUAACUGUGCAACAACGUUGCAAUUAAAUGUGCUAUAUAAAUGAUAACAGUUACUCCGCCCACUCCAGUUGUAGACUACUGGUGGAGGCAAGAACACUUCACACAAUUUCCCCAGAAAUUGUAGCUUUUCUAGUUUUUAAAUAUAUUCUCCUAUUGCCAUGAGCCGCCUUCCUUUCUCCAAAACAUUUCACUUUAUCCAUUUAAACAGGAGCAACUCCCCCGUCAACCAAUAUAAACAUAAGCAGCUGUACUGUUAGCCAUGUAAAUACAGACUGCUACUUGGUAUCCCAUGUAAACAGGCGGCUCGGUAUCCCGUGUAACCGGGGCAGCCUUUUGUUAUCCCGUGUAAACAGGGGCGGCCUUUUGUUAUCCCAUGUAAACAGGGGCAGCUCAUUGGUGUCCCCCCGUAAACGGGGGCGGCUCGUUGGUGCCCCCCAUAACGUUAUAAAAAGCUUCUGUUUCCCGUGUCAUCUCCCCUUUAUUCCAUUGUCCCAUGUAAAUAUAAACAUGGUGCCUGUCUCCCAUGUAAAUGUCAUUUUAUUUUCUCACACAUGUGUGAGCCACCCCACAUUCUUUCAGGAAUUGGUGAGCUGCUUCUGUCAUGUAAUCCCGCCUGUAUCCUAUGAUGUGUCUCAUUCUCUCUCGCUGUAUUUAAACAUAGAAGUCCUCCCCUCAUUGUUACCCCACCCUGUGCCCAGACCACCUAUCUCCUUCACUGCGCUAUUACCUGCCAUCAAGCUUUGCUCCUCUCCUGCACCUCAUCCUAAUUCCAUCCAUCCUCUCUCUGUAACUCCCACAUGGGUGCCGAGUUUAUCUUCCAGACACACACUGCUAAUUACAUUGUAAUCCUAUAGCCCAUUUGCACAGUUGUGUCCCAUCGUCUCUGGGGGGGUUAUUGUAUUCAGAAAAAGCACUUCUGCCGCUGUUUUUAGUUCUUUAGUGUGUUUUGUGUAACAUAACACAAUAUUAUUCAAUCCCAAGGAUAUUUAACAGGUAUCUUCGGUCACCAUAAGAUGCUCCCCGGCCCCUUAACAUCUCACAACAAACCGAAACCUCCUCCCCACCACCUAAUCUAUGUAUAAUUUAUCACCUGUAUUUAUUAUUUAGAAAGCUCCUUGUUUCACAGCAGCCAGUAAGUAAUGUCCCUGCCUCCCAGAUGACCCACAAUCACCACUCACAGCAUCCUCUGUUACUCUAUCAGGCAUAAACAAGUGUCAGCUGUUAGGAUCCUACAUCUUGCCUGAUGACUGGAAAAGGAUCAUGGGACAUGUAGUUUUACAGCUGAUGCAUCACAGGAUAUUUACAAUUGAUUCUGGUCCCUCAGACUUCAAACUUCCAUACCCACUUUAUCUUUGUUUUGUGGGAGGAUGGGGCGCAGUGUGGCAAAGUGAUCAAAUUUGUGAUUUAAGUUCUGCUCGUUCCAGGCACAACAGCUGGGAGCCGGAGGAGAAUAUUUUGGACCCACGGCUGCUCUUGGCUUUCCAGAAAAGGUAGGAAUUCUGGAUAUUAUUAUUUCCAGACAUUAUAAUGCAUCUCCAAUGCACUGUCUGAUCUGUGUUUCUAGUGAUGUUACCGAAAGGCCAUUGCCUGCAUUCCUGCUCGUAUUAUUUGGCUGCAGUAGGAAUCCGGUUACAGUCUGGCAUUAGGGAAUUGUGUGCAUUUGAUGUGACCUCUCGUAUCUCUAUUGACAGGGAGCAGGAAAAGGAGCUGCGAAACAGAAAGAGGGGUAAAAGACCAAGAGGACGUCCACGUAAAAACGUGGUAAGAUUCAUUUAGGGAAUCUCCUUUUGUCUCUUCAUUUUGGAUAUUGAUUAUAAUUUAGGGCCUGAAAAUAUUAAAGAAUCUUGCCUUACACUCAUCCGGGUUUUUUUUACAAGUUUACUUUAAAUCUGCCAUUUUUUAGGAUAUUGUUUUUUUUACUUCUAUAGUAUUAGCUUAGUAUUAACUCAGCCCCUCACCACUGGUGUAUUGAAAUUUAGCCCUAGUGGGAAUUGUAGUCCAACUGCCUCCAAGUACCCAAAGUAAGCAGAUUAUUUAUUCGAGUCUUCUGGGCCAAAAUCUCUGCUGGUGAGGCUGAGUGCCACGUCCGAUACCUGGAUCUGAGCAAGCACUGAUUAGUACAGCUUGCACUGUAGAGCAAAUCAGGACUCGAGGUACUCUAAGCAUUAUGAUCUCUAUAGCUUACUAUAGUAAUUAUGUUGCAAGCAGCCUUUAUUUUUUAUUAUUCCCUCCUCCAAACCCCCCAUCCCAUCUUAAAGUGUGGCGUUCCUGACAACUAAAGGCUAAUAAACCAUUUUCCAUUUUGAUACUGCAGAGGUGAAUGUAAAUUUAAAUUUCAUUCAUUAAAAGCAUACAGCUUUAUUUACUAAAGUGUCCGCUUUUGAGUUCAUAGUCAGUUUUCGAAUUUUAGGCUUGAAUAGGUGACCUUAAAACACUGCUGACUUGAAGAACUUUUCCAUUUCAGGUAUUGUGCCCUAAAAUGUAACAAAGACAAACCAGACUGGCAACAUGUAGGCAAAAUGAUCCCAGCUGUGACUGUAGGUCAGUUAGAGAAUAUUAAAUAAACUGUGAAUUCAGUUCACUGUGUGCAAAGUUUAGAUUCUCUGUGUUCCAAGUUUAGAACCUUGAGGAAUUACUCUGAUAAUGCAGACAUACCUGUGGAAUGCUAGCAAAUCCAUUCUUUCAAUUUUAUUCACAAAUUAAUCAUUUUUGGCAUAUCCGUCUUUACUUCUAGAGGUAUGACACCAACGCAUUGUCUCUGCCAUUACUAGAUGCUAGCUUAACCUGUUCUGUCAUUUAGCAGCAGCUAGGAAGAUGCCUUCGUAAUAAUUCCAUAGCACUUUGGUGUUCUGCUUCCUAAACAAAGGUAUUAAUUCUCUUCCUACACCCGCCUGUCGGUUCCUUCCUACACCCACCUGUCGGCUCCUCCUUUCACCUGCCUUUUUUUAUUUAUAUUUGGUUCAUUUACUAAACUCCCUACUGCAGCAAAUUACAGUCCAUACAAUAAAAUGUAGGACAAAAUAUCAAAACAGACUACAGCUGAGCUGGGUAAUUUUUCCUGAACUCACCUUGGAUCUAUACAUUUUCGAGUUCAGUGAAUACCCCCAACUGUGACUAGUAACUGGUUUUAAAUAGACUAGUUCUCUCCAGCCACAGGAGCUGUCAAAGAAAAUAAACUGAUAGUUCCCCUUUACUGGCCUUUUUUUGGAACACCGUUUGCCUUCACCUUCCUAAUGGCUGUUUCCCUUUAAAUAGGUUAGUGUACGUGCACGCUCUCGAAAUGUGAGUUUUAAAAUCUUAUCUCCGUCUCCCUGCACCGUAAAGUCUAGAAGCCUUGUUUUACAAUGCUCUAGGACAAUGGGAGCUUGAUACCUGAUGUUUAACUGGCUUUCUGCUGUUAAUCAUUAUAUGUCGGAGUUUGACCAACAGCCUUCCUUUCCUGCUUUAAAGAAGCUGCCACAGGAGGGAUUUUCACAUCAAUAAACCGCAAGAAUAAUUAAAAUAAUAUCUUUUUAAAGUGACCAGAACAUUUUUGAUUAAGAGAAAUAUCUCAAUGGAGCAUUAAAAAUACAUGACUUAUCCCACCAACCCAAGUAUUAGAGAUUGCUGUGCGUGGGAGAUGACAUUAUCAAACGUCUUGUCGCCUCCUACUCCAUAAAUGUAUUUUUUUUUAUUAUUUUUUUAAAUCACCCUUUGUCUUCUGAUCAAACUUCACUGCCCAUUCUUUUAGGUCUGCUCAAUAAACAAAUUGUAGCAAACUGAAAUCUAAAUGACAAAUUUCAGGCAGAAAUAGUCCAACGUGACUAUUUUAGUCUACAUUUUACCAUUCAGAUUAUGUUUCUCGGAAAUUAUAAAUCUAACUAUACCUUUUUCUAUAUAGAUAUGUAUGUUUCUCAUGUAUUUACUUAUUUUUUACAUUUGGAGGGACACUUUUUAUUUUUUUUUUUCUCCUGUAUUCCUUUUCCUCAACAUUUGUCACAAACACGCUGUCUUCAGGGUUUUAACAGGCUGAAUGCACCCCUUGUUUUAAAUUGGUGCUAGAAUUAAAACGGGGAUUCCUAUCUGGCAAUACAUUUAUAAGAUGUAUGUAUGUCCAUCUAGUAAUGAUUCCGAACACGUCUAAGCCACUAAUGAAAGUGUGUGUGUGUAUAUAUAUAUGCCUUAAAAAUCUUUCUCUCAUUGAAGAGUGCAUUGGUCUAAAGUUUGGGAACCAGUGGUUAUAGGUGUCACAAGACCUUUGACAAAUGUCACAAUUGUUAAAGGAUCACUAUAGGGUCAGGAACACAAACCUGUAUUCCUGACCCUAUAGUGUUAAAACCACCAUCUAGCCCCCCCUGGGCUCCUCAUGCCUCCCUAAAAAUAGUAAAAUCUUACUGUAUUCAAGCCUGAAGCAAUAGAUCUGCAUGCUGUUAGACUCCGAAAAACAAGCUGUCUGCUGACAUCAGCAGAAGUGGUGGCCUGAUCCAAUCACAGUGCUUCCCCAUAGGAUUGGCUGAGACUGACAAAGAGGCAGAUCAGGGGCAGAGCCAGCAUGAUUCAAACACAGCCCUGGCCAAUCAGCAUCUCCUCAUAGAGAUGAAUUGAAUCAAUGAAUCUCUAUGAGGAAAGUUCAGUGUCUACAUGCAGAGGGAGGAGAUACUGAAUGUUUGGAUGCAUUUUAGGCAGCCAUGACCCAGGAAGGAUCUCUAACAGCCAUCUAAGGAGUGGCCGGUGAAGUUAUCACUAGGCUGUAAUGUAAAGACUGCAUUUUCUCUGAAAAUACAGUGUUUACAGCAAAAAGCCUGAAGGUAAUGAUUCUACUCACCAGAACAAAUUAAAUAAGUUGUAGUUGUUCUGGUGACUGUAGUGUCCCUUUAUAUAAACUUUACUGAUUUAAAAGGGAAAGUGUGUGAGCUUGCCCUCCUCUCUGAAAGCAAUAUGGGCCCAAAUUAGCUGGUAAUGUCUCAUUAUUUUUUUUAUUUAUUUUUUAAUUAGGAGAUGCAUCCUUUUUUUUUUUUUUGGUAUUAACUUUAUUAUUGUGAUCCCUGCAUUGCUUAUGUUAUGCCAGGGCUUCACAAUUUUGCUUUGAAUCUAGGAGCCAGCAAAAACAAUUUAUGAGCCAGGUUUUUCAAUGUCAAAAAUACAAUUCUUAAAGGGACACUAUAUAGUCACCAGAACCACUACAGCUUAAUGUCUAUAACCUUUCCCUCCACACUUUUCUAUGUAAACCCUGCCUUUUCACAGAAAAGGCAGUAUUUACAUUGUUGCCUAGUAACACAUCUAGUGAGUCACUCAGCCUCUAGAGUGCAUCCUGGGUCAGUGCUGCACAGUACACAGCACCUGCGUUUAGCGUCUGCAUGGAGGCGCUGAAUGUUUCCCAUAGAGAUGCAUUCAUUCAAUUCAUUUCUUAGAGGAGAUGCUGAAUGGCGCAGUAUGGUGUUUUGCCACACAUGCACAAUAGUUGACCUGGCGCCUGGGAUUUGUCGAGCCCUGCGUUAUGCACUCUAGGGCCUAUAGAGGCAUGAUAACACUGGGACGCAGGGCUGUUCCAAGUUGUUUAUUUUGUGGUACUCCUGUUUGAGUGUGCUCACGGUUAGGGCUUUGCUGCUGGGCUUGAGGGCGCUCCCUGUAGAUGCCUUAAUUGGGCUGACUCUUGCGCCAGUUUUCGCGCGUGUGCACUUGUACAUGUAGUAAGCAUGCGUGGGUGCUCUGACAGUCGGCAAUGCUGGACGUUACAUCCAUUUUUCUUUUUUUUUUUUUGUCAUAUAGGAUCUUAUAGGGAGGGAGCUGGGACAGGGCUUUCCUAUGCAGAAUUUUAAUAAGCCCAUAUGUGAUUUGGGGAUUUUUCCAUCCAUUUAUUCUGAGUUUCUGUUAUUGUUAUUUUAUUAUUUUUCACUUGUUGACAUCCAUGGUCAUGUGAUCAUUGAUGGGUGAUGCUGAUUGAAUUGAGGUAUAUCAUGUGAUCAUUGAUGGGUGAUGCUGAUUGAAUUGAGGUAUAUCAUGUGAUCAUUGAUGGGUGAUGCUGAUUGAAUUGAGGUAUAUCAUGUGAUCAUUGAUGGGUGAUGCUGAUUGAAUUGAGGUAUAUCAUGUGAUCAUUGAUGGGUGAUUGAAUUGAGGUAUAUCAUGUGAUCAUUGAUGGGCGAUGCUGAUUGAAUUGAGGUAUAUCAUGUGAUCAUUGAUGGGCGAUGCUGAUUGAGUUGAGGUAUAUCAUGUGAUCAUUGAUGGGCGAUGCUGAUUGAAUUGAGGUAUAUCAUGUGAUCAUUGAUGGGCGAUGCUGAUUGAAUUGUGGUAUAUCGUGUGAUUAUUGAUGGGCGAUGCUGAUUGAAUUGAGGUAUAUCAUGUGAUCAUUGAUGGGUGAUGAUUGAAUUGAGGUAUAUCAUGUGAUCAUUGAUGGGUGAUGCUGAUUGAAUUGUGGUAUAUCAUGUGAUCAUUGAUGGGUGAUGCUGAUUGAAUUGAGGUAUAUCAUGUGAUCAUUGGGUGAUGCUGAUUGAAUUGUGAGAUAUCAUGUGAUCAUUGAUGGGCGAUGCUGAUUGAAUUGAGGUAUAUCAUGUGAUCAUUGAUGGGCGAUGCUGAUUGAAUUGAGGUAUAUCAUGUGAUCAUUGAUGGGCGAUGCUGAUUGAAUUGAGGUAUAUCAUGUGAUCAUUGAUGGGUGAUGCUGAUUGAAUUGUGAGAUAUCAUGUGAUCAUUGAUGGGUGAUGCUGAUUGAAUUGAGGUAUAUCAUGUGAUCAUUGGGUGAUGCUGAUUGAAUUGUGGUAUAUCAUGUGAUCAUUGAUGGGUGAUGCUGAUUGAAUUGAGGUAUAUCAUGUGAUCAUUGGGUGAUGCUGAUUGAAUUGUGAGAUAUCAUGUGAUCAUUGAUGGGUGAUGCUGAUUGAAUUGAGGUAUAUCAUGUGAUCAUUGGGUGAUGCUGAUUGAAUUGUGGUAUAUCAUGUGAUCAUUGAUGGGUGAUGCUGAUUGAAUUGAGGUAUAUCAUGUGAUCAUUGGGUGAUGCUGAUUGAAUUGUGGUAUAUCAUGUGAUCAUUGAUGGGUGAUGCUGAUUGAAUUGAGGUAUAUCAUGUGAUCAUUGAUGGGUGAUGCUGAUUGAAUUGAGGUAUAUCAUGUGAUCAUUGAUGGGUGAUGCUGAUUGAAUUGAGGUAUAUCAUGUGAUCAUUGAUGGGCGAUGCUGAUUGAAUUGUGGUAUAUCGUGUGAUUAUUGAUGGGCGAUGCUGAUUGAAUUGAGGUAUAUCAUGUGAUCAUUGAUGGGUGAUGAUUGAAUUGAGGUAUAUCAUGUGAUCAUUGAUGGGUGAUGCUGAUUGAAUUGUGGUAUAUCAUGUGAUCAUUGAUGGGUGAUGCUGAUUGAAUUGAGGUAUAUCAUGUGAUCAUUGAUGGGCGAUGCUGAUUGAAUUGAGGUAUAUCAUGUGAUCAUUGAUGGGCGAUGCUGAUUGAAUUGAGGUAUAUCAUGUGAUCAUUGAUGGGCGAUGCUGAUUGAAUUGAGGUAUAUCAUGUGAUGGGCGAUGCUGAUUGAAUUGAGGUAUAUCAUGUGAUCAUUGAUGGGUGAUGCUGAUUGAAUUGAGGUAUAUCAUGUGAUCAUUGAUGGGUGAUGAUUGAAUUGAGGUAUAUCAUGUGAUCAUUGAUGGGUGAUGCUGAUUGAAUUGUGGUAUAUCAUGUGAUCAUUGAUGGGUGAUGCUGAUUGAAUUGAGGUAUAUCAUGUGAUCAUUGAUGGUGAUGCUGAUUGAAUUGAGGUAUAUCAUGUGAUCAUUGAUGGGUGAUGCUGAUUGAAUUGAGGUAUAUCAUGUGAUCAUUGAUGGGUGAUGCUGAUUGAAUUGAGGUAUAUCAUGUGAUCAUUGAUGGGUGAUGCUGAUUGAAUUGAGGUAUAUCAUGUGAUCAUUGAUGGGUGAUGCUGAUUGAAUUGAGGUAUAUCAUGUGAUCAUUGAUGGGGGAUGCUGAUUGAAUUGAGGUAUAUCAUUAAUUUCAGGGGUUUAUACAGAGUAACCUUAUUCCCUGGAUUUCCAUGCUCCCUUGACAGACAAUUUUGUUGAAACGUUAGGAUUUGUUCUAUUUUGCUCUGGUCCCUUGCCUCUCACACUGUUUUCUUGUGUUAUCUGCUCUUUGUUUUGGUAUGUAUUUAGACGGUUUUUGAACACCUGUGUACAUUUUUGUGAUUAUUUUUGAUUGUUUUUGGUGCUUCUUUCUUUAGGUUUUUGUGUUCGUUGUAUAUAGGUUAUGACUUUAAUUUAUGUAUAUCGUAUUACCCUUGUUCAUUUAUCCAGUCAGCGACAUGCAAAUAUGUGCAUGAACCCCUUAAGGACACAUGACGUGUGACAUGUCAUGAUUCCCUUUUAUUCCAGAAGUUUGGUCCUUAAGGGGUUAAGGGUAAACAAAACCUUGAAUUUGCGCUAUAUGUCUGUUCAGGCGUAAUUCACCUCUUUCAUGUUACCGUAUAUACUCGAGUAUAAGUCGACCCGAAUAUAAGCCGAGGCCCCCUUUUUACCCCCCAAAACUUGGAAAACUUAUUGACUUGAGUAUAAGCCUAGGGUGGGAAAUGCAGCAGCUACUGGUGAAUUUCUAAAUUAUAUUAGAUCCCAAUAAAAUUACAUUCAUUAAAUGUGUGUGUGUGUAAACUGGGUGGGGGGAGGGCAUUUUUAUUUUAAUAUUGUUAAUAUUUUUUUAUUUUAAUAUAUUUUUUAUUUUUUUUAAUAUAUUUUUUUUGUCCCCACUCCCUGCUUGAUACCUGGCCAGGGAGGGGGGUGCUAUAUUAUUCCCUGGUGGUCCAGUGGCAUGGGCUUUGCAGGAGGGAGGCUGGGCAUCCUGAAAGUGAGAGUCCACAGAAACUAGAAUAUGGAGGUGUGCUACUGAACUACUAUUCCACACAGCAUGUGGAAUACAGCCAGAAUAGCUCUGACAGCUAUUGCCCAUUGCUGAGUUAAUCUGCUAUAAAUUAUAUUACUAAACUAAUUAAUACUACUAGUUGUAUUUAGUUUGAGUGAAGAUAAAACACACUGAACUGGAAGUGGCAGGAGGGGGGCUGGGAGCAAGCUGUUACUUACCUUUGCAGCCGCUCCGUUCAGCUCCCUUCUCUUCCAUUCCGGUCAGCUCACUGUGUAAAUCUUUCGGCCUGCGUGCCGCUCGGAGCGUUGCCACGGUAACCCGUGGCAACGCUCUGACGGCCGCGGGUCUCGCAAGAUAUACACAGUGAGCUUACCGGAACAGAGGAGCUGAACGGAGCGGCUGUAAAGGUAAGUAACAGCUUGCUCCCGGUCCCCAACAGGACCGCCUGGCUUGUAAUGAGCCCAGCGGUCCUGGUCUGUAAUAUGGCAAUGUAAGUUGCCGUAAUACAGACAGUGACUCGAGUAUAAGCCGAGGGGGACUUUUUCAGCACAAAAAUGUGCUGAAAAACUCUGCCUAUACUCGAGUAUAUACGGUAUGUGCACCUACACUUAUUAUAUAUCAUUUUAUUCAGGGGAAACGGCUUUCAUGUCACAUCAAAUAUUUAGGUAUGAAACAUAAUUUAAUAUGAAUAAAAUGGGAGAAAAUAAGAAUUUAAAAUUUUUUUUUAGUUCUACGUGAAAUUUUAACUGUGAAUGUCAUCAUGCUGUUUGCUUUUACUGCAAUAAAAUACACAUAUUUGUAUUCAGCGAUGUCUCACGUGUAAAACAGUACCCCCUAUGUACAGGUUCUAUGGUGUUUUGGGAAGUUACAGAGACAAAAAUAGCAGGUUACAGUUUCCAGUUUUUUUCCAUUGAAAUUCGCCAGAUUGAUUACGUUCCCUUUGAGACCGUAUGGAAGCCCAGGAAUAAGAAUUACCCCCAUGAUGGCAUACCAUUAGCAAUAGUAGAGAAUCAAAGGUUUUGCAAAUGGGGUAUGUCCAGUCUUUUUGAGUAGCCACUAAGUCACAAACACUGGCCAAAGUUAGUGUUAAUAUUUGUUUGUGUGUGAAAAAUGCAAAAAACUUAUUUGAAUGCCAAUUUUGACCAGUGUUUGUGACUAAGUGGCUACUAAAAAAGACUUGAACAUACCCAAUUUGCAAUACCUUGGGUUGUCUACUAUUGCAAAUGGUAUGCCAUCAUGGGGGUAAUUUUCAUUCCUGGGCUACCAUACAGUCUCAAAGGCAAUGUAACAAACCUGGCAAAUUUCAGUGUAAAAAAACGGAAGCCUAUUUGACUCUGUAACUUUUGAAAACGCCAUAAAACCUGUACAUGAGGUGUACUGUUAUACUCUGAAGAUUUCGCUGAACACUGAAAUGAAACACUGAUUAUAUCGUCCGUGUAAGUGCCAUUUGUGUGUAAAAAAAUGUCACUUUCACUGACGAUAUCAUCAUUGUAAUACAUUUCACUGUUUUGAAACACUAAUAUUUGUCUUUAGCGAAGUCUUCCGCGUAAAACAGUACCCCCUAUGUACAGGUUUUGUGGUGUCUUGGAAAAUUACAGGGUUAGAUAUAGUGCUAGCAAAUUAAAUUCCCUGGGCUUUUGGCCUGGGUUGUCAGGCAGGUCCUGCAAAUUGUAAUUAAUAAAAUGACCGAAUUAUGUUAAAUUAUUACAUAACUAUAGACUUAGAAUUAUUAUUUAUAUAUAAUAUAUGUGUGUGUAUAUAUAAUUUUUUAAAUUAUUUUUAUUCAUAUAUAGUGAUGUAUAUAGAUAUAUAUUUAAUUCUACGUGUAUUUUGAUAUCAAUUUAUAUAUUUUAAAAUACAGUUAGAACAAAAUUACACAUAUAUGAUUUAUUUAUUUUUUACUGUAUUUACAUAUUUUUAAAUAUUAUAUAUAAAUAUAAUAUAUUCAAUAUCAUUCUACGUGUAUUUUGAUAUUUAUAUAUACUUAGACUGUGUGUGUGUGUUACUUUUUAUGGGGUGUGCUGCCAUUCAUUCUGUCCAUCUUUAUCAUGGACGUGGGCAAUUUUUAACCUGAUAUGUGAUGGUGCAGAGAACCUGGGAUGGUAAAUGGUAAGACCUUAAUGUACAUCAAACAUUCCACAAGUUCGCUGCUUAAACAUUCCUAUGGUACACUAGCAGUUAAGAAUUAUGUAUGCAUGUUGCUCUGUUGACUGCAAAAAGUUAGUCAUGACUGGUAUAGUAAUUUUACAUGUUGUUAGAAUUGGAGUUCUUGACUUUAAUUUCUAUUUUUUGUCCUCCAUAGGAAACAGAGGUUCCUCCAAAGGCAAAGUCAAGCAGUUCUUCUUCCUCCUCCUCUUCAUCGUCAUCAUCCUCUUCGUCCUCUUCAUCUUCCGAUGACGACAGCGAUACUGAAACGCAUCGUGGUCCAAGACCGAGAGAAUCACACCCAGUGCCGCAGAAGAAGGCACAAGCCGUGGUGGCCAGGCCAGAGCUGAAGGACCAAGUGCGUAAAAAGCGAGGAAGGAAACCAUUGCCUCCUGAGCAGAAGGCACCCAGAAGAGCAAAAGGGCUGAAACCUGGACCUAAACCAGGCAAACCACCAGGGAACAGUACCCAGGGAUUCACUGCCCUCAAAACCCUUUCCAAAGAUGCACCAGUUUCGAGCAACAACCGGCCAGGUGGUCUGUCUGCAGAGCUACUCUCCAGCAUUGCCAAGAACUCUCCCAGUCAACCAAAUGGGAGCUCACCCAGAAGCCUUAGUUGGCAAAGCUCCAUCGUUCAUUACAUGAACCGUAUAACUCAGAGCAACUCACAGCCCGGCAGAAGACCAGUCAGCUCCCCUUUUGGUGCAAAGAGGACCUGCCCAGACCCCAAAAACACUUCAAAAGUAAGGGCAGAUGAUGACACUGCCCCUAGCAAAGCCCCUAAUAUCCAAGACUCAGAGGAACAGACUCGUCCAAACACUGGGAGUCAACCUGUGUCUGGAGGGGUGUCAGCCAGCAGAGAGAGCACCAGUCAGACGGUACCUGCCCAAAGUAAGAAUCCAGCCACAACAGCCUCGUCAGCAUUCAGUGGGAACCAAGAAGUAAACCAUCCUUCAAAAAAUAAUGCUCCAUCCUCUCUCGGGGCGGCUGCUGGAUGUAAAGCAGAUAAGGUGGUGCGGAAGACAGGUGGAGCAGGCACAGUCAGCUCACCGGCUGCAGGACCCCCAGCCCGCAUUUCUACUGUUGAGAAAUCUCAGCAGGUGGAAGGGCACAGACAGCUGGCAGAGCUAAGCACUGGAGACGACAGCAGUUUGGAUUCUGACCAUGACUCCUCUCUCUCCAGCCAGGACAUGUCUGUACAAGCCAGCCAGGACUGGAAACCAGCCCGCAGCUUACUGGAGCACGUCUUCGUGACCGACGUCACUGCCAACCUUAUCACAGUCACGGUCAAAGAGUCUCCUACCAGUGUUGGCUUCUUCAACAUGAGGCACUUCUGAAAUCAAGGGAUGUAGGACCAAUACUCCACACAAUACACCUCAGCAAAGACUUUUCCUGUACAGGGUUCUUCGCAUGCUUCCUCAGUCUAAUUGUAGCGAGAUCAUCAGGAUUCUGCCUGUUAUACCUUUGACUGCCUUUAUUUUUUUAUUUAAUUUUUUCCAGGGAUCUGUCACUAUAUAAAAUCUUCAUCUCAUUUUUGCAUUCCAUGCAAGGUGGCUUGCAUUGCAUCGGACAAAUACCAAAACGUGUGUUUAUCAUUUCGAUUAAGCUUUCUCCAUGUCUUUUGAGAAACUCGUACCAUAAUUAGCUGGUUUGUCGCUACUGAGCAGAUUUAAAAAGUGUGCUACUUACUCAGACUGAUGGAGUGUGUCAUAUAUCCUAGAAGCCCUUUUGGUGUUUUUGCCCCGGUAGAUGUUUUGGGGGUGUCCAGCCACGUAGGGCAACUAACACAUAACAUGCUUGCUGGGGGGGAGGCGGGUGGUGAUAGUUUGAGAAACUGUUUAUUAAACAUAUUUACUGUUUAAGCCUUAAAUACUGGAAGAUGGGCAAUUUACUUGCGCAUCCAGCACCUCAAUGGUGCAGCCUGUUAAUGAAGAAUUAGCAAUAUCUUGCUAUGUUUUUUUUUCUUUUCUUUUUUUGUGUGUGUGUUUUUUUUUUUUGUUAGAGACCAUUUGGCAUUACCGCCAGUAAAUCGUGUAAGCAUAUUUUAGUUUAUCUCCGUACAAGUCAUGAAAAAUCGCUGGUGAUGUUUGAAGUGACUAGGAAGCCAUCGUUAAGACCAUUUCUGUCUCUGGUCAAACUCUGCCUUUUCCCUCCCGCAGACGUAGCCUGCCUUUGGAAAGCUUCUGAUCUGUACUGUGCAGGGAAGCUGUGUGACCGUGCCUCUACUUCCUAUUGGCAGCUACAACAUUAUAGUGUUAGACAGUCCAUAAAUUGACAAUUCCUCCGUAGUUGAAUUCAGAACCAUUGUGCAAUAGAUUUACUUGUAUUAUAUAGUAUUUCAUUACGACUUGUGCUCUUACCCCAUAACUCUGUGCCUUUAAAACUUCCUGUAGGGAGCUCAGCUUUCUAACAUCCAUAUAAACCCCUAUGUGAUCUGGUGGCCCACGCUUUACUUAUGGUAUUCUAAAGGGCGUUAUUGAUUUAGUGGAGAAGAGCUUUUACAUGAGAGAGUGAUUGGUGUACCAAAUCAUUGGACACUGGUAAUGGCUGCAGGAGACAAAUUCAUGGCCGCAUCUUGCAUCCAAAUCUUACAAAGCAAUAAGAAACAUUGAUUUAUUUUUUAUUUCACCAUCUGCAGCCAAGUGCCUUAUAGCUCUAGAUAGGUAGCUGCAUGAGGCAUUUUUCCGGCCCUUUAAUGACUUUUUCUAGCCAGUCUGGUAUUGCGUGGCCCCUUUAAGGAGAUGCUUAUCUCUGCACAAUGAAUAUUAAGUGGCCUUUUUACUUUUUUUAUAAUGGUGAUAGAAGCCUUACUGUACUGGGUUACAUGUAACAACUUUAUUCUUUUUGUAAUUUUCCAAGUUUACCUAAUGCACCGUGGCUAGCCAUGUAUUCCUGUUUUCUUGCCGGUGAUAUGCCUAGAGCAGGUAGGGGUUUUCUUUAGUAAAUGCCGUUAUUUAUAUACGUACGGUUUGUGCUUGCUGUUGUACAACCAGUUAACUUGUUCUCUGCCGCUGUUUCCUGUUACCUGGUGACCCAACUUGACUGGAAACGUUCUGUAUUUAGAAAUAGCAGCAGAGAGUAUGAUUUAGCUCCUCUACAGCAAAACAUCAGAAAGAAAAGAGCAGAAACUGCUCAUUUGAUUUCAGUUAUAGCGUGCAUGUAAAUCAAUGCUACUUGCCUUGCUUAAAGCAGCUCUGUCACCUUCUGACGACCUCCAUGCUUGCUGCGUGGUGUCCCUUGCGUGAUGAUGUCUAUGGUCUUCAGUUCCUGUCACUACAUCCGCCGGAUGCUCACGUCAGCUAUACAUUUGUACACGCGUGAGAGUACAACACUGUCAAUGGUGGAUUCAUAAAUAGUCUCUCGCAUACUGACAGAAUGGGAACACGGUCGCUCCGGUCCUUGUUACGUUUAGUCAACUUGACGAUUUAACAUAAGACAAAGUAGUUCCUGCUUUGUCUAAUGAUCUUUUAACUGCGUUGGAAGCUCAGUGGAAUUCCUACAGUUUUUAAGAACAUUUUUUUUUUUUUUCUCUAUGAAAUGCUCAUUUUUCGUGGGGAUGUGACAGACUGGCUUUAAUAAACGUAAUGGUUGCUGUCCGUGUGUUGCAUAAAACAAAAUGUAAAAUGUUUUGUAAUUGGCCCUGCCUCCAACUUCAUUACCAGCAGUAAGUGGAGUGCUGCUCAUUGUAUCCCUUCCUGAUAUUAUGAGCAGCAGUCUUGGGGAGCUUGUUGUAAGGCCUUACAGAACUAAUCAACAUUCCGCCUGUAGGGUGUUUAAUUGGUUACGAUGUUAAAGGGCUGGUUUGUAGGCAAACCAGACUGUUGGGAGAGUUUAUUCCAAUAUGUUAAAGUCUUGUUUACUCUCCCAACUUUUUUUUUUUUUUCUCCUCUACAAUCGCCUCACACAAUUCAAUGCAGACUUUUUUUUUUAUUUUUUAUUAUAUAUAUAUAUUUUUAUUUUUGUAAAAUUCUCACAGGAGACAAUCUAUGUAAAAGUGGUCAUGGAAGUUUCACCAUGCUAAAACUAAUCCUAUUGUAUAGCUUUAAGAGUUGGCAGGCUGGUAAAGUUGCCACUGGUCGAGAUCUUGGAUUUCGUGAUUCUCACCUUCAUUUUCCUAUUGUGUUUCUGUAACAUUACAUAAUCGGUAACAAACGGUUAUCGGUUACCUGUUCACUUGUACCCGUGACUUACCCAAGUAUUCUCUGUAUCGGGUGACAUUACAUUUUUCCUUGAAUUUACCUAAUUGACUGCAUUUUUGGCCUUGAAAUGCAGUAUCUUGAGACAUUUCAUCUCUGAAUCAGAAGUGUUAGGAAUCACAGCGACACCUCUUCCUCAGUUAGAUAAAAAUACUAUUUUUUUUUUCAUUUUGUUACUUUUGUAAAAGUCUGAGGCUGGUUCUGAUCUCACAUAAAGGGUUUGUGACAUCGUGCAGCUAUUAGUCAUUUUAUCCUGUAUUUGUGUUAUUUUGGUUUCGUAAAAAAUAUAUAUUUUAAUACCUUUUUCUUUGCGGUUUUAAUAUAAUGCUUCUAGAUAUUUAGUUCGCUUUUAAUUUAUUUGCAUAAAACACUAGGGAAACUUCCUUGUAAACAGAGUUUUGUACACGGAUUUUUUUUUUUUUAAUGUAGAA
Pelobates cultripes (western spadefoot toad) is the source of this 17756-nucleotide messenger RNA. The record is from the annotation of a GenBank genome assembly. Lineage: Eukaryota; Metazoa; Chordata; Amphibia; Anura; Pelobatidae.